This is a messenger RNA of Haliotis rufescens (red abalone), 1965 nucleotides long. Its product is annotated as E3 ubiquitin ligase BIG BROTHER-related-like. The transcript has 7 exons. Bases 184 to 1203 code for a protein of 339 amino acids. Lineage: Eukaryota; Metazoa; Mollusca; Gastropoda; Lepetellida; Haliotidae. The record is from RefSeq and is a predicted model, not a curated record.
UUUAUACAGUCGGGGUAGUUGAGAGCACCGAGAACGGUUUAUCGCUGUGAGGAGCUUGUAAGGGGAAUCACCAUAACUUCAAAGAAAUACACUCGUACCGAAUGUCCGAAAGCGAAAAGAGAAAAUUGAAAAAUGUUUUGCCUUGAAUACGUACAUCCAUGUGCGAGGUAAACAUUUUAAAAAAUGGCAAGUUCUGGUGAGGGAAAAAAGGGAGGCAAACCCAUUCUGAUACAGCGCCCCCUGCGAGCAUUCAAACAACAGCAAGCGCUGGCCAAUGAUGAGGAACUGGCAAGGAAGAUUCAGCAAGAAGAGGAACAGAGGUCAAAGCAGUUCCACAACGAUGAGUUGCUUGCUCAGCAGCUCGCCGAGGAGAUGAGAAGUCAGGAAAACGGAGAGGCCAGUGAUGGUGAAUGUGCUGAACAAUUACAGAGAGAGUUUAAUCGCUAUCGCGGAAUGACGCAGGUCGACUUGCUCCUGGCACGGCAGCUUCAGAGGCAGGAGGAGGAGACGGUUAACGCUCGGAGACACAUGCUGCAACAGCAACGCCUCGGCUUUCAGCAACUCAGGGGAGAUGACCCAGAGGUGGGCGUGUCAGACUCAGAUCUUGGCAACCAGGGGCCGAGCCUUCGACCUCGUGUGAUUGGCGCCCCUCAAAGAGUGACUGUGGUUCAGAGCGGGGGCCGGGGCAGGAACAUCAUACAGUUCGGCUCGGGGAAUCCGUUCAUGAGGCAAAGGUUUCCGAUACGACAGCAUCCCCCUGCAGCCCAGCUCCCAGAUGGAGAGUCUGACCCGGAGACGAUGCUGUUGUCCAUGGGAGGCGGCAUGAACAGCGACUUCAUCAACAUCAUGCAAGACCCGAUGCUGUUGGUGAUGGCUAUGAGUCGGGCGUCAGACUUCACAGGCAAUGAGCAGAACGUGAAUGUCAGUGACUAUGAUGGGCUGUGGGAGCUAGCGGAGAGGCUGGGGGAGGUUCAGAGGAAGGGGGUGAGUGAGGCGGAGAUCGGGAAUCUGCCCACAUACUUGUACCAGGCCGGGGCUUCCGCCGCUCAGAACACAGACUGCCAGGUGUGUCUGAGUGCCUUCGAGCCCGGGGAGACCCUCCGCUCUCUACCCUGUCUACACGACUAUCACAGCAAGUGCAUUGAUGAGUGGCUUAAGAGGAACUCCACAUGCCCAAUAUGUCGGCAUGAUGUGAGACAGUGAUAGACCAUCCUCCAGGGCCUACACAGCCGUCAGCAGUCUCAAUGACACAAGCAACACUUACUAGGGCAACAGAUAAACAACAAACCAUGAAUGAGAGAAAUAGUGUGCGAACAGUACAAGCCAUACAGGCUAGCUGAUAAAAAAAUUUGGCCACAACAUUUGUGUUUCAGUUGACGGAUGUGAAAUAUAGAAUGUCUGCCGAGUGUCUUUUGAUAUCAAAUAUAUCAACACAAGUAGAUAUAUUUUAUGUCUAAUGACACUCGGGUGAGAUCAUCCAAAAUCAUUCUUCAGUUUUUAAACUGAAGUAACUAGUGUGUUGAGUGUAAGCAGUACAGCUAACCAUCAUUAGUGGCAGGGAGAUUAGUGAUGUCCUUGAUUGUGAUGUCAUGGUAACUGAGGUAACUGAUGACAUCACAAUAGUCCACAAACCAUUGUGAUACAAUUUCAUUGCAGCAAAAUCUCCAAGGAGAUGUCACUUGAUCUGCUCCAAGAGACGUGUCCUGUGGACGUCAGUUUCAGGUAAUAAGGGAUGGUAUCUUCAUCAUGGUGGUGUUUAUGAACUGUGGCAUCUGUGUUGAUGGGUUCACUUAUCAGGCUUCUGGAUUUCAAGUUAGGAGUUGUACUCAAUUUGUCAUCCAAACCUGGCUCCCACAGGAGAUAUCACUUGGGUGAGAUCAAGUGAAAUCUACAUUGUAGAUAUCACUGCAAUGAAAUUGCAUCACAAUGCUUUGCAGUCAAUUUUUCAAUAUUGAUAAUGUCUGA